AUGGACGAAUUCGAAAUCGACGCUGAGAACUCGUUGAUUCACACGCUGCCAUAUGAAACUAUGCGAGAUCUAAGCAGGAUAUUGGAUGGAGGGGAUGCAUGGGUUGAAUUAGCGGCCAAAAUGCCCGACAUUUCCACUCAAGAUGUUGAUGGUUGUCGCCAGUUUGGUGCUUGUCAUAGAGGAAGUCCUUCGGAAUACCUGUUGAGAAUAUGGGCUAGCAAAGGAUACUCAAUUUUAAGUUUGUACAACCUCUUCGCCUCAACUCGUAUGGUGCGGUGCAUGCGGAUUAUCCGGCAUUUAGUGUCGGAAACACAUCAUUACUUGGAAGAUUAUGCGUUGUCUGACGAAAAUGUGAAUACACCAUCUUCGAGCCAAAACUACCACCAAUUCUCGAGACCCCAACAUGUUUCCAUUUCUUCACUGAAACGCAAUGAUCCGCAUCAAGCUUCGCACAUUGCUAGUGGCAGUACGCAGAAGUCGUCAGCUCUAACAACUUGUGAUACUGCUUCAUCGGGGAGCAGUAUUUCGGAUCCGAUCUGGUCGGCUCUACAAAACACAUUGACGGUGCCUUAUACGGAACUUUUGUCUGCGACGUGCAACUUUGCAGAGGAGAAUGUUCUCGGGAAAGGAGGUUACGGUAUUGUUUACGUUGGAGAAUGGAAACACACAAAGAUAGCCGUUAAACGGUUCAUGGCGAACGGUAACAAAGGCACACAUAUACAACGUGAACGGUUGCGUCAAAGCUUACAAGAGUUACGGACGCUGGCAAGAUAUCGUCAUGACAAUAUUUUACCUCUGUACGCAUUCUCUCUCGACGGUUCGGAACCUUGUUUGGUGUAUCAAUUUAUGUCAAACGGUUCUUUGGAGGAUCGUCUUUUAUGUCGUCGUGGAACUGCUCCUUUGACAUGGCACCAAAAGAAGGAAAUAGCCGAGGGUACGGCUCGUGGACUCCACUUUUUGCAUUGUAUUGCUAGUACUCCAAUCAUCCAUGGAGACGUAAAAUCUGCUAAUAUACUGCUUGAUAGGCAUUUCGAGCCAAAAUUGGGUGAUUUUGGUCUAAGUCGUGAUGGAAAGGUCGAGACAGAUGCAGAGGAAAAAUCUCCACUAAUUGCUUCUCAUGUGAAAGGAACGCUUGCCUACUUACCACCAGAAUUCAUCACUAGCAAGAUCCUGUCUACGAAGCUUGACGUUUAUAGUUUCGGAAUUGUUCUACUAGAGAUAGGAACCGGCUUGCGUGCCUACAUGGAUUCACGAAGUCCUCCAGGUCUCGCCGAAUAUUGCAUCUAUACGAAGAAUUCUUCCCGAAAUAAUGAAUGGAUUGAGACGCUGAUGGAUAAGCGUACACCUUCAACUAGUAGCCAAGAUUCCGUUGCGUGCUGGUUUAGUGGCGUUAUACGUUUGGGUUUGCAAUGUGUAGAAAAGGACCGAUUAGCACGACCAGCUUUUCCGGAAAUCGUCGCUGUAUUGUCAAAACUUGCUCCUAGUUUUGAUGUUACUGCCUGA
Necator americanus (New World hookworm) is the source of this 1503-nucleotide messenger RNA. RefSeq lists its product as uncharacterized. Gene Ontology annotation, molecular function: ATP binding; protein kinase activity. Gene Ontology annotation, biological process: protein phosphorylation. NCBI's taxonomy places the organism in Eukaryota, Metazoa, Nematoda, Chromadorea, Rhabditida, Ancylostomatidae. The record is from RefSeq and is a predicted model, not a curated record. The coding region runs from base 1 to 1503 and encodes 500 amino acids. The transcript has 11 exons.